CUGCCGGCCUAACCGUGGUCCUUUCCCAGCACCUGCCCAUUCCGUGCUCUACAGCCCGGGCGCCCAGCCCCCCAGGAGUGGCUUGGGCAGGGCCGGUCCCCAGGGCCUGUCCCCCCCCGCCCGGUGACUGCCUCCCAUCUGCCCUGCGCACUGUUAUCAGGUAACCAGAGAUGGCUGCCGCGUCCACGCCUGAAACAGGAAGCCCUGCGGGGCUCCGCACGGCCGCGCGCCAGGAGCCGGCGCCGGGAUGGAGGGGCGGCAGGCGCUGGCGGCCUGCGAGGACGGGGACCUGGCCGCCUUGGAGCGGCUGCUGGAGGCCGGGGCCCUGGGCCCGGGCACCGCCGACGCCCUGGGGGCCGGCCUGGUGCACCACGCCGCCCGCGCCGGGCGCCUGGACUGCGUCAAGUUCCUGGUAGAGCGGGCCAAGCUGCCGGGCAACCGGCGGGCCCACAACGGGGCCACGCCGGCCCACGACGCGGCCGCCACGGGCCACCUGGCCGAGCUGGGCUGGCUGGUCCGCCACGGGGGCUGCGGGCUGCAGGACCAAGAUGUCUCGGGAGUGUCCCCACUGCACCUGGCCGCCCGCUUCGGGCACCCCGCGGUGGUGGAGUGGCUGCUGCGGGAGGGCCACGCGGCCGCCCUGGAGACCCGGGAGGGGGCCCUGCCGCUGCACCACGCCGCCGUCAGCGGGGACCUGACGUGCCUGAAGCUCCUGGUGGCGGCGCACGGCAGCGGCGUGAACCGGCGGACCCGCAGCGGCGCGAGCCCCCUCUACCUGGCCUGCCAGGAGGGCCACCUGCACCUGGCGCAGUUCCUGGUGAAGGACUGCGGCGCGGACGUGGGCCUGCGCGCCCUGGACGGCAUGAGCGCGCUGCACGCCGCCGCCGCCCGCGGCCACUACUCGCUGGUCGUCUGGCUGGCCACGUUCACCGACGUCAGCCUGGCGGCCCGGGAUCACGAGGGGGCCACAGCCCUGCACUUCGCAGCCCGGGGGGGCCACACGCCCAUUCUGGACCGGCUACUGCUGCUGGGUGCUCCCGUCAUGAGAGACUCGUGGGGUGGGACCCCCCUCCACGAUGCAGCGGAAAACGGACAGUUGGAGUGCUGCCAGACGCUGCUGUCCCACCGCGUGGACCCCUCCCUGCGGGACGACGAUGGCUACACCGCGGCUGACCUGGCGGAGUACCACGGACACCAGGAGUGCGCCCGGUACCUGCGGGACAGGGCUCGGCCGGUGCCGGUCCCGAUGACACCCCCGCCGCCGCCCUUCCCGCCCCCGCCACUGUGCACAGCAAGACUCCCCGUGGAGGAGGGCAGAGGAGGGGGCACACAGCCCAGGAGCCCCCCGGCCGUGACUCUCAGCCCAGCCUGGCCUGGCCAGCCUGUCCCGAGGGAGCCACUGGACUGCACAGACCCCCCGAGGGUCACCACCAGCGCCCCUGCUGCCGCCGAGGGGACGGAGAUGGCAGCGGGGGACGCCCCGGAGGGCCUGGCGGCCCUGCAGCUGGACGGGCUGCCCGCGGGGGACCUGGACGGGCUGGUGCCCACCCAGGAUGAGCACGGCCGGCCCAUCCCCGAGUGGAAGCGGCAGGUGAUGGUGCGGAAGCUGCAGGCCCGCCUGGGCGCAGGCCCGGUUCCCGAGGCCCAGGACGCCGGCGGGGAGCCGGGCCCCGGGGGGCGGGCCGCCUGGCGGUACUCGCAGACCCACCGGGCCAUCCUGGGCCCCUUCGGGGAGCUGCUGACGGAGGACGACCUGGUGUACCUGGAGAAGCAGAUCGCAGACCUGCAGCUGCGGCGCCGCUGCCAGGAGUACGAGAGCGAGCUGGGCCGGCUGGCGGCCGAGCUGCAGGCGCUGCUGCCCGAGCCCCUGGUCCGGAUCACCGUCCGCGGCCACUUCCUGCCGCGGCCGCCCGGCCCGGAGGACGAGGAGGCCCCGGGCCCGGCCGCGGAGCCGGAGGGCGCGGCGGGCGCCGAGCCCCGGCCGGGCGGGCAGCCCCUGCCGUUCUGGUGCGGCCACAUCGCCCGCCUGGUGCGCAGCCUGUCCCUGCUGCUGAGCGGGGUGAACGGGCUGGCGCGGGGCGAGGCGGGGGCGGCGGCCCCGGGGCCCCCGGACGCCGGCAGGGGGGCCCCGGCCGCGCCCCCGCCCAGCGAGGCCCAGCAGGAGAUCCAGGGGUGCGGCGUGUCGGUGCGGACGCUCCGCGGCAACUUCGAGUCGGGCUCCGGCCUGCCCCGCGCGCCGGCGCCCCAGCCCCGGCCGUGCCCGGGGGGCUGCGGCGGCCCGGCCGGAGGGGAGCCCGGGGGGCCGGGCGACGCCGGGGAAGCCGGCAUGAGCGGCGAGGAGGCCCCGUCGGAGGCGGGCGCCGACCCGGGCAGCCUGCGCAAGGAGCGCAUCGUCACGCUCUUCCUCCGCCACUGGAAGAAGUCGGCCUACACGCCCGCCCCGGGCCCGGCCGCCCGCCCCCGCACCCGCCCCGGGGGCCCGCCCCCGCCCCCGCCCCCGCCCCCGGCCCCGCCCGGCCAGGGCCCCCGGCUCGGCCACCUGUGGCAGCAGCGGGGCCUCAUCGCCCACCUGCUGGGCAACUGGAAGGCCAUCCUGGCGCACGUGCCGGCCCGGCAGCUGCGGCGGCUGGGCCGGCGCCCCCGGGGCCCCCUGUCCCCCGAGCAGUUCCUGCCCCACGUGGACGGGGCCCCCGUGCCCUACGACAGCCUCUCGCUGGACCUCUUCAUGCUGGGCUACUUCCAGCUGCUGGAGUGCGAGCUGCCGGCCGAGGAGCGCCGGGCGCGCCACCUGCUCUGCUUCGAGGUGUUCGAGCACCUGGGGGCCCACGGCUGGGAGGCCGCGCGCGCCUUCCACAGGGCCGCGACCGACGAGGUGGCCGCCGGCCGCCGCGCCUGGACCGACGGCUUCGACGACCUCAAGGCGCGCUUCUUCGGCGCCGCGGAGCCCGGGCCCACCCCGCCGGGGCCCCCGCCGCCGGCCGCCCCCCCGGGCGGCGGCCCCCAGCCCGGCCCGGCCCCGCGGCGGGAGGCCGGCGCCCGGCGAGGCGGCUUCGACGGCGAGGACAUCUGCGGCUACAUCGACCGCAGCUUCGCCUUCUGGAAGGAGAAGGAGGCCGAGCUGUUCCGCUUCGGGGAGUGAGGGGCCGGCGGCCCUCCCAGCGGGGCUCCGGGCGGGUUCGGGGUCUGUCUUCUCCCCCUUCUCCAGCCCCCCCCACCCCGGGGG
Molecule: messenger RNA, 3223 nt
Organism: Perognathus longimembris pacificus (Pacific pocket mouse)
Lineage: Eukaryota; Metazoa; Chordata; Mammalia; Rodentia; Heteromyidae
Gene: Espnl
Product: espin like
Exons: 9
Coding region: 248-3139 (963 amino acids)
Biological process (GO): actin filament bundle assembly
Cellular component (GO): cytoplasm
Molecular function (GO): actin filament binding
Source: RefSeq, a predicted model, not a curated record